Molecule: messenger RNA, 2849 nt
Organism: Siniperca chuatsi (mandarin fish)
Lineage: Eukaryota; Metazoa; Chordata; Actinopteri; Centrarchiformes; Sinipercidae
Product: gastrula zinc finger protein XlCGF57.1-like
Exons: 2
Coding region: 532-2577 (681 amino acids)
Biological process (GO): regulation of transcription by RNA polymerase II
Cellular component (GO): nucleus
Molecular function (GO): DNA-binding transcription factor activity, RNA polymerase II-specific; RNA polymerase II cis-regulatory region sequence-specific DNA binding
Source: RefSeq, a predicted model, not a curated record
GUACCGGAAGCAGUGUAACCGAGGCUAACAUGCUAACUCUUUCCGUUAGCAUAAGAUCCAGUCGGAGUGAACCAGCAGAGCCUGUAUGUUUGGAUAAACCUGUUGAAGCGGACUUUGUGUGAACUUUCGGGAUGUUUCACCGCAGACUCAUCUCCUGUUAGCCAAGAAUGCUAAAGGAAGUUAGCGCAGCUUGCUAGCAGGAAGUAGACGGAGACGGAGCUCGGCCUCACAGUGCUAGUCGGAGUAGCUUCGAUAGAGACCAAACUGUAUUUUCACGGAGCCAAAGUGUCCAAAUGUCCAGACAGACCUGUCUGAAGAGACUCUGCGCUGUUCGCUUUAUUUGAAAAUGUUUAGCAUCUGAAUUAUCUCCCGGCGUCCUACGGAGCUAAUGGAGUUAGCUUAGCUUAGCUUGCUAGCAGGAAGUAGACGGAGGCGAACGUGAUGUAACUUAGCAACACAGCGCGCAUCAGAGUGAGCAGACAGUUUUUAACGGAGUGAGUCUGGAGGAAAAGCUGCUGUGAAGCUGUAAAAAUGUCUAAAGUCCAGAACGAGGAGGAACUUUGUGGACAACGCAAACUACUGGACGCUGUUUUCCAGCCUGAAGUCCGGCUGCACAGAGCAGACGUCCAGCUGCUGUUGGUGAGUAAAGAAGAGGAUCCCCCUGAGCAGCAGGACUGGAGCCCCAGUCUGGACCAGGAGGACCCACCAGAGCCCCCACACAUUAAAGAGGAACAGGAGGAGCUCUGGACCAGUCAGGAGGGAGGGCAGCUUCGAGGGCUGGAGGAGGCCGAUAUCACCAAGUUCACAUUCACUCCUGUCCCUGUGAAGAGUGAAGAAGACGAUGAAGAGAAACCUCAGUCCUCACAGCUUCAUCAAAGACUCACUGAACAGAUGAAAACAGAAGCUGAUGGAGAGGACUGUGGAGGACUAGAACCAGCCAGGAACUCAGAUCCAGAUAGACAUUUACAUCCAGCUACUCAGGACAAGACGUCAGACUCCUCUGAACCUGAGACUGAUGACAGUGAAUCUGAGACUGAUGACAGCUGUGAUUGGUUGGAGACCAGGGAACCUCAGUCAGGUUUAAACCCUCUGCAAAACAAUGAAGUACCUGUAAGUGAUCAGGAAUGUAAUACUGGAAAAACAUCAAGUAGCUCCUCUGAAUGUGCUACAAGCUUUGGCCACAAGGGACAUCUGCAGGAACAAGAUGGACUCCAAACAGGAGAGAAACCAUUUAGUUGUUCAGUUUGUGGUAAAGGAUUCACACAAAAGGGAACUCUGACACGACACAUGAGAAUCCACACAGGGCGGAAACCCUUCAGUUGUUCUGUCUGUGGCAGAAGAUUCACUCAAAAGGAAAAUCUUAGACGACACUCGACUGUCCACACAGGAGAGAAACCAUUUAGUUGUUCAGUUUGUGGUAAAAGAUACCACUGGAAGAAUUCCUUAACGACUCAUAUGAGACUUCAUUCAGUCAAACACAUGAGUUGUUCUGUAUGUGGUAGAAGAUUCACACAAAAGGAAGAUCUUAGACGACACUCGACUGUCCACACAGGGGAGAAAGCCUUCAGUUGUUCAGUGUGUGGUAAAAGAUUCACACAAAGAUCAACUUUGACCUCACACUUAAAAGUUCAUACAGGAGAAAAACCUUUCAGCUGCUCAGUUUGUAAAGCAAGUUUCAGUCUCAGAAGCUAUUUGUCCAAACACAUGAGAAUCCACACAGGGGAGAAACCAUUUAGCUGUUCUCUCUGUGAUAAAAGAUUUGCAAGAAAGACGCAUCUGACACAACACUUGACUGUCCACACGGGGGCAAAACCAUUUAGUUGUUCUGUUUGUGGUAAAAGAUUCACGCAAAGAUCAACUUUGACCAAACACUUAAAAGUUCAUACAGGAGAUAAACCUUUCACAUGCUCAGUUUGUAAAACAAGUUUCAGUCUCAGAAGCUAUUUGUGCAAACACAUGAGAAUCCACACAGGAGAGAAACUCUUCAGUUGUUCUGUCUGUGGUAAAGGAUUCACACAAAAGAACCAAAUGACACAGCACGUGAGAAUUCACACAGGAGAGAAACCAUUCAGUUGUUCUGUCUGUGGUAGAAAAUUUGCACACAGACCAAAUUUGACCUCACACUUAAGAGUUCAUACAGGAGAAAAACCUUUCACAUGCUCAGUUUGUAAAGCAAGUUUCAGUCUCAGAAACAGUUUGUCUCAACACAUGAGAAUCCACACAGGGGAGAAACCAUAUAGUUGUUCAGAUUGUGGUAAAACAUUUGUACAAAAUCCAACUCUGAAACAACACAUGAGAAUGCACACAGGAGAGAAACCCUUCAGUUGUUCUGUGUGUAGUAAAGGAUUUGCACGAAAGGCACAAUUGACACAACACUUGAGAAUCCACACAGGGGAGAAACCAUUUAGUUGUUCAGUUUGUGGUAAAACAUUUGUACAAAAUCCAACUCUGAAACAACACAUGAGAAUCCACACAGGGGAGAAACCCUUCAGUUGCAGCGUUUGUGAUAAAAGAUUCACUUGGCUUCAUACUUUCAAAAAACACAAGUGUGCUGGUGAGAGCAGCGGCAGUAAAUGAAGCUGCAGAGAUGCUUGUUGAGCCGAUUUGAAGUACUGAGGGCAAGACUUGGCUCAAAACUGAUCAUUCAAAACUGAAACAGGGUUAGGGGUUAGCCAAAAUAAGUCGUGCUUCAUCUUUUCAGCUAAGACGAAGCCACGUGAUCAUUUUAAAGAGUAACUAAAGCCCCAAAAUAAGACGGUGUCGUCCCUCAUUCGUCCAGGAGUGUUCCAUCGUAGAAAAGGUUUCAGUCGUAGUCGUCUGGACGCUGUUUUCAGAAUCAAGACGUUUCG